ACCGUCUCCACGCUCAUGCAACCCCAGGCUCGUUUGGUGCAUCCUACCACGGUGCGCGCGGAGUUAAGGAUGCCAUUCGCUGCGAAACGCGGGAAUACGGCAGCUGCCCCAUGAUUUCGCUGCUGGUUAAACACCUCUCGUUAUGACUAACGUUGCGCUGCUCCUGCAUGCUAGUAUGGCAUCUGGCAGCUGCGUUCCUUCCUCUUUCCUUACUACAUCUUUUCGCAGAGUAUUCGGUCGAAACUGUACGCCGUCGUGACGGCUGCGCCAGACCUUGUGACGCCACAGCAAACCCACUCGACUAUCGUUACUUGACACGUGCUUUUUCAUGAACGACUACACGAGUACUGCAUUAACACUUAUCAUUAUCUGCUACGAUGGCACAUUCGCUACAGCCUCACCGGCCAACAAAAGCUGAGAUCAUCGACUUUGCUGCUCUGGAGGGCCACGAUGCAGACAUGCCCAGCAACCUAGGCUCUAUCCAUCAUGUACCCAGCAACCCGUCGACACGGCCACACUCUCCGUCAAAUGAGAAGGAUGUUAAGUCUUCGGCUUUAGAGAAAGACAUCGAGAAAGGGGCAAACCCUGUCUCGUCCUCGAUAGCGGGUGAACCGGAUGAGGAAGCAGAGCGAGAUCCAAACAUUGUGGACUUCGACGGUCCAGAUGAUCCUCAGAACCCUAUGAAUUGGGGGUUCACGAAGAAGUGGGGAAUGGUCUUGUUGAUCUCUGCGAUCACCUUCCUUACACCGCUCGCAAGUUCCAUGUUUGCACCUGGUGUGCCGGAAGUCAUGCGAGACUUUGGAUCGACGAACGAUAUGCUCGAAGGAUUUAUGGUGUCUGUCUAUGUUCUCGGGUUCAGUUUCGGGCCUCUGAUCAUCGCACCCUUGUCGGAGAUGUUUGGCCGGCUACCCUUGUAUCAUUCCUGUAAUCUGCUCUUCAUCAUCUUCACCAUUGCGGCUGCUGUCUCCACCAACAUGAGCAUGUUUAUAGUAUUCAGGUUCUUGAUGGGCACUGUCGGAGGAGCACCAAUGGUCCUGGGUGGAGGAACUAUAGCUGACCUGAUCCCUCGCGAACACCGAGGCACAGCUAUGGCUGUUUGGAUGAUGGGACCAACUAUUGGACCUUGCGUUGGGCCUAUCAUCGGCGGAUUCCUUACAGUCGCGAAAGGCUGGAGAUGGAACUUCUGGUUCGUCGCUAUUGUGGCUGGCGCAUUCUUUGUCAUAUCUUUCAUCCUGAUGAGGGAGACGUCUGCUCCCGUCAUCUUGGAACGUAAGACGAAGAAGUUGCGGGCUGAGACAGGCAACGAGAAGUUGAAAUCCAAGCUGGACAGCGGCUUACCCACAAAGGAGCUAUUCAGGUUCUCCAUCGUUCGACCGGCCAAGAUGCUCACACGCUCGACCAUCUGUUUCGCCAUUUCUCUCUACGUCGCUAUCACGUACACAUACCUCUACAUCCUCUUUACCACUUUCACUGCAGUAUUCACAAACCAAUACCACUGGCACGGCGGCAUCACCGGUCUCUCGUUCCUUGGUCUGGGUGUCGGUUCUCUCGUUGGCCAAUUCGCAUACAUACACUACGGCAACAGAACUGUCUCAAAACACAUAGAGCGUGGAGACUUCAAGCCCGAGCAGCGUCUGCACAUCAUGUGCAUUGGUGGCUUCUUCCUGCCCAUAGGCCUGCUGAUCUAUGGUUGGUCUGCGAACUUCCAAACCCACUACAUGGUGCCGCUUCUAGGCACUGGUAUCAUCGGCUUCGGACUGCUCAUGACAUUCAUGCCGGCAAACACGUAUCUGGUAGACGUAUUUACGACACACGCCGCGAGCGCAAUGGCUGCAAAUACGGUCCUUCGUAGUCUGAUGGCUGCAUUGGUGCCGCUGAGUAGUCAGAAGAUGUACGCUGCGUUGGGACUGGGGUGGGGAAAUAGUCUGCUUGCAUUCGUGUCAUUGGCAUUGGUGCCAAUACCGUUCUUGUUCAUCAAGUAUGGGGAGAGGAUAAGAGCUAGGAGUACGGUCAAGCUAUGAAAAAGUUUGAUAGCAUGUCUAGAUGAGAUGAUUCGUAUCAAGGAUAGAACUAGCGAUCAACCCUCUACGCACCUAGUCCAAGACCUGAUCAGUAUGGUCAGAACAUACACGACCUUGCGUAAUAAUAGCUAGCCGUACAGACAAAGCAACUUCCGCUUUAUCUGACGCACCGGACUGUCCUUGUUUAUGAGGUUCAUCAGGAAAUACCCUCAUCUCCCACGAUGAAUGCGCAUGUGUCUUGUCUGCAGUGGAGAGACACAUGAAACAGUAGUCAAAAUCCUCGCACACCCUACAUUUGAACAGAGGCUCGUAAAUAUGCUUGCGUUUAAUAUUACAGGAGGGUCGUCAGCACUUACCUCGCCAGGUUGACAUCCGUCGCAACUAGCCGGUGUGGGUUUAGUAAGAGUUUUCCGCAUAGAGGUCUGGUCCUGCCCAGUUUCUGGUUUGUUCUGCG
This is a messenger RNA of Macroventuria anomochaeta, 2475 nucleotides long. Its product is annotated as MFS general substrate transporter. Gene Ontology annotation, biological process: transmembrane transport. The coding region runs from base 378 to 2021 and encodes 547 amino acids. Lineage: Eukaryota; Fungi; Ascomycota; Dothideomycetes; Pleosporales; Didymellaceae. Gene Ontology annotation, molecular function: transmembrane transporter activity. The record is from RefSeq and is a predicted model, not a curated record. The transcript is spliced from 5 exons.